Vicia villosa (hairy vetch) is the source of this 1900-nucleotide messenger RNA. RefSeq lists its product as uncharacterized. Bases 83 to 502 code for a protein of 139 amino acids. Lineage: Eukaryota; Viridiplantae; Streptophyta; Magnoliopsida; Fabales; Fabaceae. The record is from RefSeq and is a predicted model, not a curated record. The transcript has 5 exons.
UGAGCCUAAGCGCAUCACAAGGUUCUGUUUUUAUAUUUUUUAUUAAAGUUAAAUUAUUUAAUUACUAAAUUAUUGUUAACUCAUGUUUAUAUUUUUGUUUUGUUGUAUGAAUCAAUUAGUUGCUAUUGCUCAAGCAGCAGAGAAGAACAAGAUAUUAGUGCCUGGUGUUGUCAAUGGAAACUUUGUUGCUGCGAAAAAGAUGGAACAAGCUCAGAAACAUGCUGAAGUGAAAGAGAAACAACCUCUUAAAGGAAGAAAGUUAAGAGAAAGAUCUAAGAUAAAUGUCAGGACAUUUAGUUCAGUUCUUUCAGCUAGAAGCAAGGCUGCUGGUAGAAACAUGCCUUCCAAAUUCCGUCAUCAUUAUGAAGUGAUUCAAGAGAGAACAGCAGCUGAAGGAAUAGAAAGAAAAAUUGUAGUAGAAUAUAAUGGUUUCAAUGUCAUGUUUAAUUAUUAUAUGAGCAGCUAUUGGUAUGGAAUCAGCACUCUUACACACCCACUUUGAGACUUACGGAGCACACUACUGCUGUGAAGGCCAUUGCUUGGUCGCCUGACCAGAUCAACGGAGACUAUGCAAAUGACUAUGCAAAUGACUACAACAUCUGAUCAACGGUGUAUGUAUGCUUCUGAGUUUGUUUGUUAUCACAUGUAUAUGCUCUACUGGGUAGUUAACCUUCACCCUACAUGAUUUGUUGUGUAAGGUUGGAUCUACAAUUAUCAAUGCGUAAGGUUUCCCUAUAAAAAUCUUUGGGUUUUCGCUUGCAAUUAAAAAAGUCAUUAUUAUCCAUCUUAACUUUAAGAGUAUGUUGAAUGAUAGUGAUAUGGUACAUAUUGUUCAUUUAAUUUCUAACAACUGUUUAUAUUUCCAGCAUAGAAUUCUGCAAUCAUGUGUACAUUUGAACAUGGAAUUCUGCAUGUGUACUUCAAUUCAAACACCACCGUUUCCGCAGAUAGUUCAUAUCAGCCAAUGGUUCAUUUUCUUUUGAGUUUCUGUUUAGCAGUAUAGACAGCAUGUAAUUGGUUUGUUAUAUCUAUUUUUGUUUUUCUACUCAAGGCUGUUUGGUAGCGUAGCAUUGUUUUUCGGUAUUGGUGUUUUUGGCAUGUCCUUAAGACUGAUUGAUUCAGUUUGCUGUAUAUAGGUAUGCAAGUGUAACACCAUUACCACCUUCUAUUCUUAGUCGAGGCAUUGGUUGGCACCAAGGAAUAAAGUAGAACUUUCAGUUGACUUAGUAAAUUUAAUUCUGAACAAGGCUGUUUGUUAGGGAGUUGACUUAGUAAAUUUAAUUCUGAACAAAAAAGUGAAUUGACUUAGUAAAUGUGCAUGCUUAAUUUCAUUCCUUUGAACAGUUUGAUGUUAAGGGAACAUUGUUGUGUAAGUGUUGUUGACAGCAGCACACAGACAUUGCUACUAGUGAAGGAGCCUUUGGAUCUCAUACGACUCAGUCUCGAUGAACGUAUCUAUGUCAAACUCCAUUCUGACAGAGAGCUUCGUGGCAAGCUUCAUGUGGCACAAAGAUUGAAACAACAAGGCCACAUGGCUGAUUGACAUUGAUUACUAUUUGUUACAACAGGUGCUUUGCAGUUUAGUUUAGUACCUAUUUUAUAAAUAACAUUUUUUUAUAUCAACUAUUCUUUUUCAUUGGCAUUUGCAGUUUCAACAGAUAUCAAGUGAAGCUUUAAAGGAUGAUCCUACAAGCUCACUCUUGAUACCUUGCAUCUUAGGAGAUGAGAUAUAUUUGGCAAUGAAGAAAAUAAUAGGUCUUGUGUCCUCCUGAUACAUACAUAAGUAAUUAGGCUUGUUCCAUACCAUAAAUCUAUGGUUUUUAUGCUAAGAUUGAAUAGCACUUGAAAAUAGCUAGGCUUUAUCUUGCUGGUUUCAUGUUUCUAAUAUGUUAGCUUGAAA